AUGUGUGCGGCACAAUGUUCAGUGGGUGAGUGAAAAUAUCGUCCGAUUUCAAGAUAAUGUGCAUUUACGGUUUUCUUGUUGUACUUCGAGAAAAGAGGGAAAAUCCCAAAAAAAAACUUGAAAUGGAGUUUGGUUACUGUCAGUUUGCUUCGAGACCCACACCAUCUCCCACAUGUACCUUUAAAGCGUCUCGUAAAUCUACACACUUUUUGUUGGAAAAAAAAUAUAAAAAGAACAGAAAGAUUUCGUUUUUUGUUGCAACUAUGGUUGUAAUACAAAAGUAUCUAUCAGUUGUAAUCGAAUCGAACAACCAAAGUGGUUUUUUUUUGCAUUUUGCCUAUCUAAAUUCUGCUGCCACGAAGAAAUAGUAGAAGAAAAUGAUAUCUUUAACCUUCAUCUCUAACCGUUCUCAUGUUGUGUUGAAAAUUUGUUGGGAGAAAAGGAAAAAACUUGAUUUGAUAGGUUUUUCUGUCUUUUUUGGAUUUUUUUUGAUACAUUUUUUGAGUGGGAGAUUUUUUUUUUUUAAUUUUUAGAUUUUCCAACCAAAAAUUAGUUUAAAAUUUUCCCAAACAAAUCCCGAAUUAGCCAAACUUUUCUAUUUUCCAGAAGUGAUCCGCCGCCACUCGUCAAACAUUCGAACCUAUGACGCAAUAGAUUUUCGCGAUAAGCUCACCAAAAAUCGAUCGCUCGACCGUUUUCCCGCUCCACCUCCACCGCCUCCGCCACCAAAACAUUCAGCUCCACAACCACCAAAAGGCGCAGUCUGUUUCAAUCCACAUCCACAAUCGAUUUUUGUGAAGAAUCCCAAUUUAACAUUGCCAAAUCAUCAUAGAAAAACGAAUAAUAUCACAAGAAAAACAUCGAAAAUGUCGAGUUUGGCCAGAGUUGCAUGGGUUAGUUGGAUUUUUGGGGGAAAAUUUUGAAAUUGGAAAAAAAUUGCGUGAAAACGUGACCUUAAUUUUAUUUUUGGUUAUUUUUAAAAAUUUGAAAUUGGAAAAUGGCUGAAAAUUUGAAGUGAGUUGAGUUUUGUGGGUUACUGUAAUUCAAAAAAUUUUUUAGAUUAAAAAAAACUUCAUUUUGGAAUUUUAUUGAAAUUUUAUACUUGUUUUUCCGAAGUUUGAAGUUGACUCCAGAUGUCUUCAGAAGCAAAAUCAAAUAAUUUCAAGAUGAUCCAACAAUUUUUAAGUUUAGAAUUAUCUAAACCAAUAUUUUUUCUCUGGAAAAAAAAAUCCAAAAACUGUUUUCUCAGAUAAAUUUAGUUUCCAUAAGUUCCGAAGAUUUUUUUUCAAAAUUUUCAAAAGCAGUAGAAAUUUUUAAACUUCCAGAAAUAUUUUUUGAUAUAGAAUUUUUUAAUUUUAGAAAAUUCUGAUCCUAUUUAGACAUGAAUUCUGAUCCAUCAUGUUUUUUCUUAAAAUUCUGUGCAAAAUCCAAUACAAACUUCAAACAACACAUAUUCAAUUUAUCAAAAAUAAACAGAAAAAAGAUGAGAGCCCUUGCACGUUGUCAAAAUUUUACUGCGCCCUCCCACCCAAAAAAUGUGAACAAUACAAUAAACAAAAAAGAAUUGAAUAAUCGAUUAGUAAUAUUUGAAUAGCAUUAUUUUCUGUCACUUUUUUUCGUUCUCACAUUAUAAAAUUUUAUUCAUUUUUGUAUUGUUAUCUAUCUUUUUGUAAAAGUUCCGCCGACAAUGUCGAAAAAUGAAAAAAAGAAAUUGUCGCAUUUUUAUGCGAGCCUUGAAACUGAUGCGGAUUUAUAUCGAUCGAAUGAGGUAAUCCUACUAGAUUAGUCAUGGCAACCCAGAAAAAAAAAUAGAACAUUAUUUUGAAACUUUUUGCUUAUCAGCCAGCCCAAAUAUUUCUUAUCGGGGUCUCUGUUUUUUUUUUGAGACACAACAGGAGAAGAAAAACAUGAGUCACCUCACUAUUUUUUAUUAGUUUUUAAUAAAAUUGUGUCCAUUUUUUUAUAGUUACGUCCGUAUACAACUUCUGAACAACAAAUGCAUGCGUCGACAUUGCCCAGGAAUUAUGGUGAGCACUUUUUUUUUGGUGGGAAAAUUGGUACGGGAUUUUUUGAAGAAGGAUGGGAAUAGGAAAUUUGAGAAUUUGGGUGUACCAUAAUAAUUUCACAAAUUAUGAAGAACUGGAUAAAAUUUUUGAAACUAAAAAAAAAUUUGGAAGAUUUUUCGAAAAAUCUUUCAAAUUUUUUUUUUCUAAAUUUGAGAAUUUGGGUGGACCAUAAAAAUUUUACAAAUUAUGAAGAGCUGGAAUUAAUUUCUAAAAUUGAGAAAUUUUUGGAAUAUUUUUCGGAACACUGUGAUUUUUUUAUAGCUUUUUCUAUUUUUAGCUGAAAAAAUCGGGUUUUCGAAACUCUUGAACAUAAUUUUGAAAAGAUUUUUGACAGCUUCAUUUUUUUUCUGAUCUGUAGGAAGUUAUAUGAAAUUUUCAAAGUUUUCUAAAUUUUUGAUUUUUUUUUCGACAGCCCAGGAAAAAUCUAAUAUUCAGCUUGAAAAAUUUUUCUGAAAAUUAAAAAAAAUUUUGGAAGAUUUUUCGAAACACUGUGAUUUUUAAUAGCUUUUCUAAUUUUUACGGUUUGUGAAGUUUUGAAGGAAGAAAACUUGAUCAAAAUUUUAUGACAGCCCAGAAAAAAUAAAAGAUUCCGCUUGCAAAAUUUCUGAAAAUUAGAAAAAACCUUUUCAUUUCCUCCUCAAAAAUGAGAAAUUCCAAAAAAAUUUUCCAAAAUUUUUUAAUGUUUUUAUUUCAAAAAAAUUAGAUUACAAAGUUCUGAACUACAUCAAUCUUUGAACUUCUUCAGCCUUCAGUUCAACAAAGUUCUUGACUUUAGUGAUUUUCUAAUUUAUCCUCUUUCCCUCCUCAAAACAAAACCGAAUGAUGAAAAAUGAUUGACCUAAAAAGGGGCUAACGUACUUUUUUUUUGGUGUUGUGAUUUCACAAGGUCAUAUGUGCAGUUGAAUGUAUUUAUUUAUUAUAUCCCCUUAUUUUGCCUCCUCAUUUUUAUAGGAAUGCCUGAACCACCAAGAUCAAAUCAAUAUUUUGAAAUGCCAUCGACUGUUGGAAGAGCUGCACAAUUUGGACAUAUUAUACAUAAUGAAAGGUACGGUUUUGUUUAUUUUUUGGAAGAAAAUUAUGAGUCAUCGUAUAGUUUUUUUUUCUCAUAAUUUGUCCAAAUGUGUCCUAGAAAAAAUAUUCAAAUAUAACAAUAAUAAUUUUAUUUUAUUAUUAUUAUUGCUAUAUAUUGUUUGUUUUCCUCUCUUCUUUUUUGUCUUUUUCUUAUUUUUCUUCUUCUACAUGCCGAGAGCAUGUUUGAACAAAUAACAAAGCUUCCCGCUUGACAAAAAAAAGAGCAACAAUUAUUGUUUUUGGAUUUUUACAGGAGAUUUGCGAGCUUGGAAAAAUCGCGUGCUCAACGAUACUCGCGCAGCGAAGUAUCAUUUGAUGGAUAAUCAGCAAAAUUCGAUGAAUAAUCAGUUUACGGAUUAUGAUACGAUUGUUAAACAGGUUGGGCAUUUUUUGAAACCUUUUUUGUAAUUUGAAUAUUAUCCGGUAAUUUUGAAAAAAAUAUUGUUUCCUAGGAUUUCAAUCUACAGUAAUUUCUAGAGUCUCACAAGUUACUGUAGAACAAAUUUUCAAAUAUUCUUGAUACCGGCUGAUAAUUUACAAAGGGAAUACUGUACGAGAGUAAAACUUUGAAUAUUGUAGUACUUGGGAUACUGUAGAUUCGAGCUUCAAAGUUUUGUAGAUUUUGUGCAGGUAGAUCUGAAUGUCGACUUAAAAAAUUCAUGAAAAUUUUGAAGCCGAGUUAUUUUUUUUUUUGGAAAUUUCUCCCAUUUCUAAAAACCAAAUUUUUUACGUUUCAAAAAAAUAUCGAAUUGAAAUAUUGGAUUUUGAAUUUGAUAGAUGUGUUCCAUGUCUAAAGAGGAUCAAAAAUAGUUUACUUAUUGUCAAUCCGAAAAAAAUAAGAACCUUGGAAAAUAACCAAAAUGGCCUAGAAAACCAAGACUACAGUAGACUUCGCAAAAUUGUGGAGUCUAUUUGAAAAAUAAAAUGCGAAAUUUACACGUUGGCUAUUUGCCAACCAGUUUGAUGUGCAUGUGUCACGUCAUUUUUAGUCUACUGUACGUGAGCGCCAAUUCAAACGGGGGUUCUUUUAUUUUCGGAAUGACAAUACUUAUUUUGAUUUUUUCCUCAAGUUGUUUACCAACUAGGGUUCAAUAAUUAGGUAGUAAUUUCAAAGUGAUAAACAAGUUUUCCACUUUUUUCUCUUCAAAGAUCAUACGCCCUUUCUCUUUUUUCUCGUAAUUAGAAAAGAAGACGGUAUUUAUGUAUAUUGUUUAUAUAAAUGCUCGGAUUGUCACCUGGUCCGUUCAGUCAUGCAUGACCUUCCGUCGGCCUUCCUAUUUUCUACCAGCCUUUACCUCCACCUUUUGUUGUAUGCACAUAUAAUUAUCGAUCGGUGGUAUUGUUGUUUUUUUUUUCUCAUCUGCCAAGAAACUAAAACUAAAACCUGAUCUUCUACCAUCUUUCUCAUCAUCUUAUUUUAUACGUUUUUUUUGUAAGUCUCAAAAUGUUAUAAGUAGAAGCUAUUACACAUUUAUUGCUAGAUUUAUUCAUGUUUUUCAUAUUUUCUCCGCAAGGUUUUUUUUGGUCUCACAGAAGAAAAAAUCGGGGAAUCAUCUCAUUUCAGGUCAGGCGCGUUUGCGACCUGAUUUUUUCCGGGAAAAUUGUUUUUUUUUCUAUCAGAGAAGAUACUGGAAAUAAUUGGUUUUGGAGAAAGUUUUUGAUUGAUUGGGAAAACUUUUUUUUAGUUGGGACUUUGAAGAUAAACUUGGGAAUUUUGAAAAAACAAAAAUUUCAUCAGAAUUUUCUCAAAAAUCUCCAAGUUCUGCUAAAUUAGAAGAGGCCGAAACCUAAUUCUGAAAAUUCCAGAUUUCCAGCCUACAGUAUCUUUUUUCCCAUCGUAAAACUUUAUGUAUAUAUUUACUUUUCAAGUUGCACGCACUACUAUACUAAUAAUUCCAGACCAAUUCGAACAUAAUUUUAUGAUAAUCCGACAUGUUCUUUCUUCUUUUCUCUAUGCUUUUUUCUUCUUUUGCCCUACUACAACUUUUUUUAAGUGGCAGGGUGUUAAUCGUAUACGAUUAACAAAUAAAUGGACGAACUGGAUCUUGUUCGUCCGAUGUUCCUAUGAUUGUGCUCAUCGUUUUUUUUCACUUGUAGUACAGUUCUUUUUCAAAAAAAAUCAAAAUUUGAUUUUUGCAGAAAUCUGGAACAACGAAUCAACGAAUGAUGGCGGGGCCUGGUGGAGGGGCUUCUGUCCAAGGCCUUAAACGAACCGAUAUUGUGUUUCAAACACUUCAAAAAGGGUUCAAGUGAGUUUUUUGGGAUCUUUUUCUAGCAAGGAAUCACUGAAGGAUCUUUUACUGUAACUUGGGCAGAAGAGAUAAUUAUUCCAGAAAUCCUAGAGUAUAAUAUAUAGUUAUGACGUGGCAAUAUUUUUCUGAGAGUGGUUGCAACUUUGCCACGUCAUAACUAUAUUUUGGACGAGUUGUAUACUCUAGGAUUUCUGGAAUGAUUAUCUCUUGGGUCAAUUACCGAAAUUACAGAAAAAGAUUAUUCGGUUAUGCUGCGUCCAAUGCAAAAAAAAAACGCGUAAAAACGCGCGACAAACGUGUUCCUUUGAAAUUUACUACGGUAUGUUCAAUAUUUCGUCGCCGUGUUUGCACAUACCGUAGUAAAUUUCAAAGGAACAUGUGUUUUUCGAUCGAUAUCUCGUUGAUUUACUGUAUGUUUCUUUCAAAAAUAGAGAUUUUUCACGCGUUUUUUUGCAUUGGACGCAGCAUUAGACACACCAACCCUUUGGAAAUUCCAUUUCCCGAUUUUAAAAACUUCAACCUUUUUUCUUUACAGAAACUUUAUAACCCACUAUCAAUCUGAAAUUGCACGCCUCAAAAUCGAUCUCGAAACCAAUCAAAUUGGCGGAGAUCAAAUGAAACCGUAUAACGAUGUGAGUUUUUUUUAAUCGAUUUUUCCCCGCGCGCGCGCUCGCGUCAAAUUACGAUGCACGCGCAAUAUUUACACGUGAACCGCAACCGAAAAGCUGUUCAUUUUAUUUCUUUCGUUCUUUCCUUUAUGUGUCACCUUUUCGUUCGAUUUUGCAUUGAUUUUCUUGAAAAUCUUCACCGGAAAAAUGAAUAAAUCUCUAAACACUUUAAAAAUUUCAAGUGACUUUUACGCAUUUCACUUUUUUUUCUCACUCAUUCAGUUUUCACUAUUUUCUACUUGAAUCCAAUCAUUUAUAUGUUUAUUAGUUGCGCCCAAAAAUGACACUUUUAGAAAAUACUUGUAUGUGUAAUUUUCCAUGAAUAUUCAAUCGUUUUCUAUUUUUUUUUUUGAAUAAACAAUGCUUUCUCCGCGCAACGCAAACAGUAUAAGAAAACGGUUUUUUCAUAUAAUAAAAUGAGAAAAUUCGCUUCUUUUUCCUUCAUGCUUUAAAAAAUAAUAUCUCAUUUUUAAUUUUCUAGGAACUAUUGUUGUGCGAAGAGAAUUUGUUACUUUAUACAACUCGAUUACAAAGAAUCAAUAAAUUGUAUGAGAAUUGGAAAAUUGGACAAUAUUCGACGAUGAAAGCCAAAUCGUCGAGUUUGUCGGAAUUGCGAGCCGCUUUCACUGGAAAAGAUGUGUCGGCAAGUGGAAGUACGGCUGUUGAUUUGGAAUUGGCUAAUAUGAUGGGACGGGUUGUCGUGGAAGUUAAAGGUGAGAUUUUCUACGGGUUUUUGGGUGUUUAGAGAGAGAAACAGCAAAAUUUGAAAACCUAGAGUUCUCUCUGAAAUUUCACAGUGUCAGCAAUUCCUUUAGGAUUCAAAACUAUGCGAUAUUUUGCACGAAAACCCGAAAAAUCCCAAAAAUUAAAUUAAUUUUUUUCUCCCCAGAAAUACGGUAUGCAGCGAGUGUUUGCGGGUUUUGCAGACAAACACCGAACCUUACGCGCAACUUAUUUUUUUUUCCGAAAAACUGCCGAAAAGUCAAAAACGCAAAUAAAAACAUGUUUUUCCAGCCAUUGUCGGUUUCGCUCGAAUCACACCCGGCGACGUGUUCGAAGUCCAAAUCAAACACGGCACACAAAAAUGGAAAACACGCGGAAAAACGCAAGAUGAUCGAAGUCAAAAAUGGGAAAAAGAUCAAGUCGUCCUGACAUGCUCGCCCGAUUGUUCCAUCGAUGUCAAAGUUUCCGAAUGCAGAUUUUUCAAAUCAAAAUCGCUAAAUUCGAGAUCAUUCGACCCAUGCCAAUUAUUUUCGUCACAACCACAAUUGGUAACAAUGAAUUUGAAUUCGAUGGGAACAAUCAAAUUGCAAAUGGUUGUCACGUGGCUGUGAGUUGUUUAAUUGAAAUUCAUCAAUAAAAAUAUUAUUUUUCAGACCAUUAUUGGCUUCAAAAACAUCGACAAAACCAAAAGUGAUAUCUGAUUCAACAAUGGAUCGAACAAAACCACGUGUCGCACUUCGAGAAAAGAAACGUGGCUCGGCAGCUCGUGUUGCGAUGAAAGAACAAUGGAGAAAUUCGACAAAUAUGCUCGAUUCGAUAUAUUUCGAUGUUGCCAAAACAAUUCCAUCAGUCGAAGCGAUGUCAACAGGAACACUUCCAGCUCGAACAUCCAAUAACAAUAAUAACAACAAUUUUAGCAUGAAACAGGGAUUAUUGGCAGGAAAAAGAAGUCAGAGUUUGGCGCAAUUGGGUGGAAUUGAUGGAGGAAGCCGAGAGAAUUCGAGCAGUUUUGUUGUUGAUCAGAAAAUUGAGGAAAAUAUGAUUGAUAAUGUGUUGGGUAAAAGUCGAAAAUUGUUGAAAGAAUAUGAUGAACUUGGAAAUCUUGUUGAUUUGUUGGUGCAGUGGAAUGGUUUUAUGAAGACGAAACAGAAGAAGAGAAUAUUGUCGGGAGGAUCGCCGAGAUCGAUUAGAACUUGUGCAUCGGAUGAAUUGGAUGAUAAUGUUUUGAUUGCAAAUGAUGGACAGUGAGUAGUUUUUAUUCGGGGAAACACCUCGGCCAAGCCGUGGCUGGCCAGAGUACAAUUUUUUUGAAAAAUCUUAAUUUCAGUUUUUAGAGGUCAAAAAUUGAAAAAUAACAAUUUUUAGAGGACAAAAACUGAAAAAUUCACAAUUUUUGAACUGUAAAAAGUCAGCGUACAAUUUUUUAUUGUGGAAACCACGAUUUUGGCCGAGCCUUGUUCGGGGAUUUUUUGAAGUAUGUUUGAUUAUGGGAUGAUUCAGGUCGAAAAAAAACUAAGAAAAAAGUUUUUUUUAACAAAAAUUUUCGAUUCAGAAAGUGUUAAAAAACCCUAUUUUUUCCACACAAAAAUGAAAAAUAUCUCGCAGCGAAAAUGUUUCAAUGAAACAAUGUUUAAAAAAAUAGGAAAAAAAUAUAGUUUUUUGAAAUUUUCUGAAGCGAAAAUUUUUGUUGAAAACGUUUUUUUUUAAAGUUUUUUUUCGACCUGAAUCACCCCAUUAAAAUUUUGAGGUCAUAAUAAAAUUCCUGGGAAUUUCCCGGAUUUCCAAUCUUUUUUGAUUUUAUCACGAUUUUAAUGAAAUUUUCUCGCUCAUUUUUAAAAUUCUGAAUUCAGGAGAUAACUUUUUACUGGAUUUCUUCAGCUUUCAAUUUUCAUUCCAUUUUUACAGCUCUGAAAAUGAUAGUGGCAUCGAUUCGAUUCGACAAAACUACUCCCCAUACGGCGAAACUCCAUCUGCUCGCUACAAAAACCUCAAAGAUCGCCGAAAAUCGCUCGGGGCAAUGAUGGAUCCAAUCGAAAUUGAGAAAAUGUACCUAGAAAAUGAUCAAUUUUGGCAAACACCCGAAAGAAAAACGAAAGAAACCACUGAAACAACAUCCGAAAUCGAUCGAUGUCUUCAAUAUCAUUUGAAACGAGUGCAAAAAUUCUUGGAUACCCUCGAAAAAUCGCCACUCGAUUCACCGUUGGUUUUCACAGUUUCGGAAAUGUUGAAAAAGUUGGAAGUUGAAAUGGUAACUUUGGAUGAUUUACUGCGAAUUGCCACGUCAUCAUCAGCCACGCCGAAUAUUUCGAAUGUUUUGACUGAUAUUGAGGCAUGUCAAGAGAUUCAAGAGAUUUGGUUGUCAACGUGUUAUCCACUUAAUUGCUCAUUAAUUGUGCCAAAAGAUAAGCUCAAAACACAAAUUCGACUACAAAUUGCUCAUAUUACCGAAAAAAUGUAUCCGCAUUUGGUUAGUCGAGUCGCCGAAUCAAUUAUUCGAUUGCUCAAUGAUUCCGAUGAUACAUUUACAACGGUUUUCCAUUUUGUUGGCGUUUUCAAAGGACGACAUUUUGAACCGUAUAUUGAGAAUUUGGGACAUGAUGGUGAGUUUUUGGAGAGAGGGUUAAAUUUAAAAUUUUCACAUAAUUUCAAAAAUUUCUUCAUGUUUGUAGAUUUUUCAGUUAGAAAUUUCAAUACAAUUUUAUAGAUUUCCUGUAUAAUUUUGAAAAAAAUCCCAAAAACUUUCAUAAUGGCCCUAUGCAAAAUAAUAUUUUGUAAUAAAAAACAUAAUUUUCCUAUGCAGAAAAAUGCGAAAAACAAAAUAUACAGUUUAUUAUUUUUGAGUAGAGACAACGUAAAAUUGAGAGAGUGCAGACAGACAAAUUGAUUUUUCGCACAAAAAAUACAAAAAACUGUCUGCGCUCUCUCAAUUUCACAUUGUCUCUACUCAAAAAUAAUAAACUGUUUAUUUUGUUUUUUCGACAUUUUUCUGCAUAGGAAAAAUAUUUUUUUUUUAAAUAAAAAAAUAUUAUUCUGCAUAGGCCCAUUUAGACUCAAAUUUCUAAAAUUUCAAAAACAAAAAAAAAUACGUUUCAUAAUUUUAAUAUAAUUUAUUAUCAAAUCUGUUUUUUCAAUUCCACCAUUUUUCAAUAUUUCGGGCUUGAAUUCCACUUUUUUUCAUGAUUUUCGGCUUAAAAAGGCCUGGAAUUUUUUAAGAAGCAGAAAAUGGUGUAGUAGAAAAAAUGUGUUCCUAAUGACUGGCAAAUUACAAAGCUGGGAAAAAUUCUUGAAAAUUAUCUAAAAUUUACCCCGCAAAUUUAUUUCAGCCUGGAUGAUUACCCUUUUGGACACUGAACAAGUGUCAAAAGUUGCACAAGUCGUUGAUCGUCUCGCAAUUGUUCCAAUUGUCCCACCUCUCGAAUCGCUCAAACAUCUCGGUUUACUUUUGGCUCGAGGUGAUCCACGAAUUGCUCAAAUUAUAGGUUGGUUGUUUUUCUUCUUUCACAUUUUUCAUUAUUACUACUAUGACCAUAAACAAAAGAAAAUUGGUCUUUGAUUUUUGAUUGUGUGGACUACUGUAGUUUUAAUGAUCGAAUUUUUUCUAUUCAAAAAAAAACUUGUUUGGAAUUUGAGAUUUGAUCUUGCGGGUUACUGUAAUUUCAGAAACUUUUUUUAAAAGAAAAAAUAAAUUUUUGCAGAACGUUACUUAUCAAAUGCCCGCGGUCAUCUUCAAUCCGAUCUUUUAUCGUCAUAUCUUUGUCUUCUGGAAGCUGAUUCAGCUGAAGCUCGCCUCGGAGCUCUCAAAGCUAUUCAACUUUUUGAAAAUCCACGUGUCGGCAAGCAUAUUUCGUAUGUCGCUGAUCACGAUCCCUCACCACAAGUUUGCCAUUUUGCCAACACGAUAUUAGCUGAUUUCACCCCGCCUCCACCUCCACCAAUUAUUUAUCAUCAUGGCGAAGAAGUGACGAGAAUUUGA
This is a messenger RNA of Caenorhabditis angaria, 10753 nucleotides long. The record is from the annotation of a GenBank genome assembly. NCBI's taxonomy places the organism in Eukaryota, Metazoa, Nematoda, Chromadorea, Rhabditida, Rhabditidae.